AUGGAUCAAUACCAUGCCUUGCUUGCUUUUGAAAAAUGCUCCGAGGAAUUUGUCUUGUUGGUUUUGUGCAAAAAGUAUGGCAAUUUGCAUGUCUAUCAAUCGCGAAAUAAUGGUUGGGUAAAUUAUAUCCGAAAUAGAAAGCGAAAGAAUACUCCCAACAUACUCUUUUCAAACUGUAACUUGGUUAACUGUGACGAGCACCUUUUAGUGGUUGCAUUAAAUCUUGAUAGAGAUGAUUGUCUAGUUUACAAAAUAGACUUGUCAACAAUGAGUUAUGUUGAAUUGAAAACUUUGGGUGACAUUGCAUUAUUUUAUGUUUCGUGGAAAAGCUGUAAAUCAUUGAGCAACCCAAAUAGAUGGGGGUAUGAGAGCAACUCUGUGUAUGAAGUUGGAUUUCCUCCUAGAUAUUAUAUGGUCUAUAAUUGGGAAUCAUGUGAUAUAAAAUUUCUUGAGCUGCCAAAGCCUGAAUCAUUGAAGAGUACUUAUGAUUGGUGUUGUAAUGUAAAAUAUGAAGUAGAUUAUUCUCUAGUUGAGUAA
Molecule: messenger RNA, 537 nt
Organism: Vicia villosa (hairy vetch)
Lineage: Eukaryota; Viridiplantae; Streptophyta; Magnoliopsida; Fabales; Fabaceae
Exons: 2
Coding region: 1-537 (178 amino acids)
Source: RefSeq, a predicted model, not a curated record